This is a messenger RNA of Anarrhichthys ocellatus (wolf-eel), 2044 nucleotides long. It is a transcript of the gene dmrt2b, whose product is annotated as doublesex and mab-3 related transcription factor 2b. Gene Ontology annotation, cellular component: nucleus. The record is from RefSeq and is a predicted model, not a curated record. The transcript has 3 exons. Bases 458 to 1765 code for a protein of 435 amino acids. Gene Ontology annotation, biological process: regulation of transcription by RNA polymerase II; sex differentiation. Gene Ontology annotation, molecular function: DNA-binding transcription factor activity, RNA polymerase II-specific; RNA polymerase II cis-regulatory region sequence-specific DNA binding. Lineage: Eukaryota; Metazoa; Chordata; Actinopteri; Perciformes; Anarhichadidae.
UUGGAAACAGCGUCAGGGAGCAGCUGAGAGAGGCUUAACAUUUCAAACGUCUGGCGGUAGGCUGCAAAGUUUCCACCCUGAAAACACUGUCAUGUAGCAGCAGGCUGGAGCACGACACCACACCUCACGGCUUGGUGUUCAAUUGGAAUUUGCCUCUCUGAAGCCCGGAAUCACACUCUUUAGUGCGUCGUUUUACUUUAUGUCUGUUAUUUCAAUUUAGAAGACAUGUUGUAGUCUGUGUCAGCUCUAUGCGUAACACAACAGCGUUAUUGUGAUUUAUCAGCUCUUCUGACUUUUCGGCAGACAAUUAAUGUAUUUCUUAGUCCUGAUUCCAAUUCAGUAAGUGAAUAAUCACGUCUUGGUCCGUUUUGAUCGUUUGCGUAACAGUCUGCUCAGCGUUAGCAGCAACAUAGUGCACCACUGAUUACAAGUGGGAUUCCGGUAUUAUUAGUCAUAGAUGUCCUCUCAGCUGGAAGCAGGCCUGCGGCUGGAGACCACAGCAAAACGUGAUGUACUCAAAUCCGAAGACGUGACGAGUCCUGACGGAUGCGCCGGGCAGCGCGGCUUCCGCGGGGACGGAGGGCAGAAUAAAGUGGCCCCAGCUCCGGAGCGCCAUCAGCCGAAGCCACGCAAGAUGACCCGGAGCCCCAAAUGCGCCCGCUGUCGCAACCACGGCGUCGUGUCGUGUUUGAAAGGCCACAAACGCUUCUGCCGCUGGAGGGACUGUCGCUGUGCCUGCUGCCUGCUGGUGGUGGAGCGGCAGCGCGUCAUGGCAGCGCAGGUCGCUCUGAGGAGGCAGCAAGCUGCGGAGGGUAAGAGGGGGGUGAGGUGUGCAGGUCCAUUGCGGAGGACUGCGUAUCAGCGUUACGCAAGAGCCGCCGAACCAAGCACACUGACUAAGAGCAUCCUGCAAGGGCUCAAACCAGUGGUGCCGCUGGAGGAAGACACCUCCUGCUGGUCAAAGCAUACGCAGCGGGACCAAACACACUUUACGUGUCCCCCCAUCAGCAGCCGGAUGAGGAAGAGGCGAGCCUUCGCAGACAAGGAGCUGGAGAACGUGAUGCUGGAGCGGGAGCUGAGACAGAGAGAGCUGCACAGCGACCUCUCCUUCUCCUCCUCUGGCCUCGUCCCCGUGCUGCACCCUCCGCCCCUGCCUGUCUCCCCAAGCCUCCACUGCUGUCUUCUCAACAAGGAACCCACCACUGCAGGGACGUCCAGUUAUGUGCCUGUGUAUAAAUAUAAGCCUCUGUAUGAGUGUGACUUUCAGUUCUAUCAGUUCUUCCACCUAAAGAGCAGGUCAUCCGCAGAAGGUGACCACACUGGCUUCUUAUGUCAAAGCUCAGAGCAAACCAGGAGGGAUGAGGGGGGGCUGAAUUGCUGCCAAGGCUGUGAAAAGAAAGACAGACCAGAGCUGACGCCUCUACCAUCAAGACAAACACUCAAACAUCAUGGCAGCACUUUGUCAGGUCUAGACCUUGUCAAACCCCCCUCAAAACCGACAGAAAUAAUGGACUCUAAUGGCUCUUCAACCGUCACACGCUUUAUGUUUGGAUCGGAUCAGGGUAUCCUGAGCGGGCCAGACGUCAGUGCACCCUGUAGGACUUUUGAUCCCAGUCCUCUGACAGCUAAGGGCUGGUGUGCAGACACUUCUGCCGAUCAGGCAGGUCCUUGUGCCGACUCUGGCAAGAGCCCUCAUGGCAGCUCAGUCAGGACUCCUGCUGUGAAGCCAUUACCUUUCUCUGUGGAGGCUCUGCUGAGGGCCUGACAGGCUAAUGAAAAGCAGUGGAGUGCACUUUGUUUAUGUGCGGACUAAGAAUCGCUGUUGAGUGAAUAAAUAGAAAGAAUUGCUACUUGUGUAACAGGUUUUGAAACACUUUUCUUGACAUGGGCUGCUUGCUAUUCAAUGAAAUAUUUAUGCACAACUUCCAGAACCUUAAUUAUUCAUUGUAUUUCUUCUUCUUACUUUUCAUAAAAAUGUAUUUGUUUAUAUUUUAACUAUGAUAUAGCAAUGAAACGUAUAUGUACUUUAUAACUUGAUUUUAAU